Molecule: messenger RNA, 738 nt
Organism: Rhinocladiella mackenziei CBS 650.93
Lineage: Eukaryota; Fungi; Ascomycota; Eurotiomycetes; Chaetothyriales; Herpotrichiellaceae
Exons: 2
Coding region: 1-738 (245 amino acids)
Source: RefSeq, a predicted model, not a curated record
AUGAGCCCCGGUCAUGAACAACGCAAACCUGGCUUUAUGCAACCGACGGUGACUUUUAAAGCUCGCGGCCGAACUCCUCGGCCUAUUCUCCCUCGCAAUCUCAACAGUCAAGACACGCCUGCAGAAAGAGAUGCACGUCGACGACAAGCUGCAAUUAGCAGAGAACAUCGAUCUAUUCGUCGCGGCGGCGGCGAGCCUUCACCCACCCCAAAUUUAGAAGAACUAUUAAGGACUGCACAAACUCGGUCUUCUCAAGAGGGCAGAGAACAUUCCAGUGACGAAGGUGGCCAUUCUUGGGUGCCGAUCUUUCGCUCGAGGCGAGAUUUCUACUACGGUGCCGUCAGCUGUUUUCGGACACAGUUCCCCAUCACCAAUGCCUAUACGAUCACGGUCCAUAAGGUGCAAGGAAUGACGGUGAAAAAGGCCGUCCUGAACCUCACGGCUCGUGAUUUUGUGGCGGGUCUCAGCUACGUCGCAGUGUCCCGCAUCAAGUUACUCCGAGGUAUCCUAUUCGAAGAGCCUUUUGAUUUCGAGCGUUUUCGAGUGAGAAUAUCUGACACGGUCAAGUCACGCCUAGCCGAUCGAGAACGACGUCGUCCCGAGCAUGUUGGCUGGACUGAACGGGAAGAGCGUGAUAUUCCUCUCCGCAGCAGUCCUCCGCCUAUUCCGUCCUCGCCAAUGGGCCUACCUCAAUCCGAGCCAUCAUUGUCCAGCAACGACUCGAUAAGCGAUUACUAG